Messenger RNA from Dendronephthya gigantea, 2109 nucleotides. RefSeq names its product CCA tRNA nucleotidyltransferase 1, mitochondrial-like. The record is from RefSeq and is a predicted model, not a curated record. Gene Ontology annotation, molecular function: nucleotidyltransferase activity; RNA binding. Gene Ontology annotation, biological process: RNA processing. Bases 682 to 1932 code for a protein of 416 amino acids. The transcript has 2 exons. Lineage: Eukaryota; Metazoa; Cnidaria; Anthozoa; Malacalcyonacea; Nephtheidae.
AAAGACUUUGCUAUUUUACAAUGUUUUGAUGUUUUUAUUUUUGCGAAAUUUACAGAAGUAAGUAUACUUGAUAACUUUCACUGCAAUUUUUUGAUGUACACAAUUUCCGGCAGUGAAAAUAAAUACAAGUCAAAUCUGUCAAUCUUAAUAAGAUAUUAGAUCAUUGUAUGAUUUGAUUCCCAAAUUGGAAAUAGAAGGACAUUUUAGUGAAAGGAAUAUGCCCCUAUUUAGUGUCCUGUUUACUGGUCAAUUAUAGCAGUGACAGACUAACCACUUUGGUAUGUUUUUUCACAUUUUUUACCAGAAUGAUGAAUUUACAUCUAGUCUACUUGCUACUGUAUAUGCUCAUUAUUGCCUUUCUGUAAAUUUUCAAUCUCUAUAGUAAAGUUUAACAUAAAGCAUACAAGUUCAGUCUUUUGUAUUCAAGUGUAUAACUAUUUUUUGUAUAAAUCAGCUUUUACACAUCCCGCUCUUAAUUGACGAAUAGCAUUGUAAUUAUUUUAGAAUUGUGAAUAGUAAACAAACGAAACUAGUUUUCCUAUAUUUUGUGAAUGGAUAUAAUUCAACCUAUAAUCUAUAUACAGAGUAUUUAUGCACUGACACUGUUUUAACAGGUGCAGUUUGUUGCAAAGAUAUAGCUGUAAAAUUCUCAGAACCACAUGUAUUGGUUGUUUCUUGAACAUGUCCACAGCAAAAGAAAACAUUGUCAAAAAAGUGCAAUCCCCACUUCUUAAAGAUGUGUUAACUCCGGAGCUGUUGACAGUCACGAAUGCUUUUCAAGAGAACGGCUACGAAAUUCGCCUUGUUGGUGGGGUUGUCAGAGACUUGCUUCUAGAAGUGCAAUCAAAAGAUAUAGACUUAAGUACAAAUGCCACUCCAGAACAAAUGAAAGAUGUGUUUGUCCGGAAUGGUAUUAGAUUCAUUGAGACCGGGCUAGAACAUGGGACAUUGACUGCACAUCUAGAUCAUUUCGACUUUGAGGUCACGACAUUGAGAUACGACACGGAACAAGAUGGACGGUGGGCGAAAGUUGUGUUCACCAAUGAUUGGCGACUGGAUGCGGAAAGACGAGAUCUUACAAUUAACGCAAUGAGCAUGGAUACAAACUGUUGCCUGUACGAUUACUUUGGUGGCGUAGAAGACCUCAGGUGCCGUCGCGUGAGAUUUGUUGGCGACGCAGGACAAAGGAUUAGGGAAGAUUUCCUAAGGAUUCUACGAUAUUUCCGAUUUUACGGUCGUAUAGCUACCGACGCCGAUAAACAUGAUAGCGAAACAUUGGAAGUCAUUAGGGAAAUGGCUUUCGGUCUGGAAAAAAUCGCAGUCGAGAGAAUAUGGAUGGAAAUGUCGAAAAUAUUGAUUGGAAACUUUGCACCUUCGAUAAUGAAGCAUAUAUACAACUUGGGUGUAGCCAAAUGUAUAGGUCUUCCAGAAAUAUGUUCAGGAAAACUUGAGGAGUUUGAAGCUGUUUGGUGUAGGAUGAAAAAUCACACACCCCAGGCGGUGACGUUAUUGGUAUCACUUGUGGAUGAUAUCGAAAGCACCGAAGUGCUGGCGAAAAAAUUGAAACUAUCCAACGCAGAAAAACUACUCGGAAAGUUUAUUGCAACCCAUAGGCAUUUAAACGAUCACCCAGAUUUUCCACUUAAACCAUAUCAAGAUAUUCUUGUGUCUUGUCCAGCCAAGUGCGCUGAACAGCUCCGUCGUCAGGUCAUCGAAUUACUUUACUACGAAGGAAAAUCGGAUCUGGCGAAAGACAUUGAAACGUGGCAAAUCGCCGAGUUUCCCGUCAAUGGAAAUGACUUGAAGCAACACAACAUCAAACCCGGACCGAACUUUGGUAAAAUAUUAAACCGUCUCAAAGAAAUGUGGAAGGAUAGCUAUUACACGUUGUCAAGACAGGAACUUCUUGAGAAGAUUGAUGGCUUGCUGUGAGCUAGCAACCUAAUUAAGUGCGCAUUCAUAUUUGCUAUAACUAUUUACUUUACUCACCGGUAAAACAUGCCGUUGAAAUAAAAUUUGUGGAUAUCCAGUAGAUACCUCGCCUUAGUUGUCGUGUAUGACGAUAAAAUUGUUGUGCAUACAAAAGUUUUUUUAAAGUAAUAAAAUGAC